Hyaloscypha bicolor E is the source of this 1929-nucleotide messenger RNA. RefSeq lists its product as uncharacterized. The record is from RefSeq and is a predicted model, not a curated record. Gene Ontology annotation, biological process: regulation of DNA-templated transcription. NCBI's taxonomy places the organism in Eukaryota, Fungi, Ascomycota, Leotiomycetes, Helotiales, Hyaloscyphaceae. Gene Ontology annotation, molecular function: DNA-binding transcription factor activity, RNA polymerase II-specific; zinc ion binding. Bases 106 to 1728 code for a protein of 540 amino acids. The transcript has a single exon.
GCCAACUCCUCCUCUUCUCCUCUUGAGACCACCUCUGCGAAAUGCCAAAAGCCGUACAGCUCAUUCCAUCACACCAGGUUGAUCUCCAGCCAUUUUUAAACUCACAUGGCUGGAGGUGAGACGAAUUUGCUCACGGAAAAACACCACUCACCCCACCUGGGACUCGGAGCAGAGAGCAUGGUCUACUGCGGGAAGCCGUCGGGUGGCUGCCAUGCCUGCCGAGCGAGGAAAACGAAGUGUGAUAAAAUUCCCGAAGGCUGUACUCAAUGUUUCAGAGCCAAACGAGAGUGUCCCGGAUAUCGAUCACAGGGAGAUCUAAUCUUCCGGGAUGAAAGCACCAACGUCGUCCGAAAAUUCAAGGCUAAGGAAGCAAAGAAGCAAGCCCUGGAGUUAUCCCUGUCUAUCUCCCCGCAGCCGGAAGAGGAAGUAUCCCUCGAGCUGGUGCAGCAGAAGGACCCUUAUUUAUCAGCUCUCCAAUUGGCACCUACAAUCGAAGAUCUCGCAACCGGUUUCUUUAUUUCGAAUUAUGUUAUCGAAUGUAGGGCGUCAAAUCGAGGGCAUUUGGACCCAAUUCAAGAUAUGACUAGGACUGGUCAACUGGAUGAGGGUUUGCUUUCAAGUAUGAAAGCUGUUGGCCUAGCAGGCUUCGCCCAUGCGGCACACGCACCCAAUUUAUUGAAGAACGCUCGCUACCAAUACGUCCAAGCCCUUCAAUCAACAAACGUUGCACUUCGAGAUCCCGUUCAAGUCAAGAAAGAUAGCACCUUGAUGUCAAUUAUGAUUCUCGGAAUCUUUGAGACCAUCACCGGUUGCCGUCAAGAGUCACUCAAAGACUGGUCUGAGCACAUCAAAGGCGCUGCCGCAGUCAUCAAACUCCGAGGCCCGGAUCAAAUCAAGACACCCGCAGGAAGACGACUAUUGGUCCAGGUGACGGCCCAUCUCAUGAUAGCCUGUAUGAACAAGGGGAUCGCACUACCGAAGCAUAUGAUCGACUACAUGACAGCCGCCAUCGAACUGGUCAAGACACCAGACCCUGCCUUCAUCAUCCAAGACACCUUGAUGCGUUUCUCAAUUCUGCAUGCAGAAAUGCAGCAAAAGAUUCUCACAGACCGAGAAACAAUUUUAUCUCGAGCUCUGGAGCUUGAUGCCAAGCUCGUAGAAAUCGUCGCCAACGUCCAGCCAGGAUGGGAAUACAAAACCGUCUUCACAGAAGAGAAAUCCGAGCACGUCUUCAACGGCCGCUACCAUGUGUACAAAGAUUAUUGGAUGUCACAGAUGUGGAACACGCUCCGGACAGGCCGCAUCCUUCUCAACGAAGUGAUCCGCAACACCCUGCUCGCAGGUUUCUCUACCAGCCCUCCCGUCUUCAGGUCCGCUGAGCACAGCGCGCAAUUUCAGAUCUCCACGGACGCAAUAUAUGAAAUGCAAGCAGAUAUUCUCUGCAUAGUGCCGCAGCACGUCGGCUAUUUCCCAAAGGGAGGAACGCACUUUCAAACGCUCGCUGAAGUCGAUCAAUCGCAGCUCCCGACUAUUAAGAUGUCGGGAGGUUCGUUCUUGAUUUGGCCGCUUUGGCUAGCAGGUAUUUUAGAUGUUGCCACGGAGGAGGUCCGACAGUUCGUGAAGAGAAACCUCGACUCUGUAGGUACGACUAUGGGUAUUAAGCAGGCUUAUCUUUUGGCUGAUAUUCUGGAGGCGAAGACUGGAAUUACAGUUUGGAAGGAAGACUGAAAAGAAAGAUUGCCUGGUUGUCUCAAUGCUGGAAUACACCUAGCUUCUUCAGGAAAAAAGUACAACGACACCCCCCAGGUAUCGAUUAGGGGCCAGAGUAUUAACGACUUGUAAUUGGCUACUCCGCCCUUUAGAUACCUUAAGUUGGAUUUUUGUUUAAAUAAACAUAGUAUACUAUAAGGCUUAUAAUUUAAUCACGUG